This is a messenger RNA of Aphanomyces invadans, 222 nucleotides long. RefSeq lists its product as hypothetical. Gene Ontology annotation, molecular function: serine-type endopeptidase activity. The transcript has 2 exons. The record is from RefSeq and is a predicted model, not a curated record. Gene Ontology annotation, biological process: proteolysis. The coding region runs from base 1 to 222 and encodes 73 amino acids. Lineage: Eukaryota; Oomycota; Saprolegniomycetes; Saprolegniales; Verrucalvaceae.
AUGCAGAGCGAAGUCGCCGACAAGGGCCCGUGCAUCGGCGACAUUGGCGGACCGUUGAUCAUCGUCCGCGACGGUGUCGAGUACAUUGCCGGUGUGUUGAACACGAACAGUGCUUGCGCGGACACUGAGCACCCUAGUGCGUACUCGCGCGUGUCGGCCACCCGCGAGUUCAUCGAACCAUUCUUACCUGACACACCGCCAAAUCCCAAGCCUGCGUGCUAA